This is a messenger RNA of Hemibagrus wyckioides, 3333 nucleotides long. Its product is annotated as tripartite motif-containing protein 16-like. Gene Ontology annotation, molecular function: zinc ion binding; protein binding. The transcript is spliced from 6 exons. The record is from RefSeq and is a predicted model, not a curated record. The coding region runs from base 105 to 1790 and encodes 561 amino acids. Lineage: Eukaryota; Metazoa; Chordata; Actinopteri; Siluriformes; Bagridae.
CUCUUGUACACACAUGGAAGCAGGAAGUUCAUUCCUUCCAACAGAAACGAAACUCAGAGUGUGGCUCAAUCUCUCUCUUUUUCUCAACGUGUGAGUUCAGGAAAAUGGCUGAGGCCAGUAUUUCAGUAGAUCAGCUUUCGGUGGAUCAGUUCAGCUGUCCAGUGUGUCUGGAUCUCCUGAAUUAUCCAGUGACUAUCCCCUGUGGUCACAGUUACUGUAAGGUGUGUAUUAAUGGCUGCUGGGAUCAGGAGGAUCAGAGUGGAGUUUAUAGCUGUCCUCAGUGCAGAGACACUUUCACUCCAAGGCCUGUUCUACGCAGAAACAACAUGCUGGCUGAAGUGGUGGAGAAACUGAAGAAGAAGACUGAAGUCCAAGCUGCUUCUCCUGCUCACUGUUACACUGGACCUGGAGAUGUGGAGUGUGAUUUCUGCACUGGGAGAAAACACAAAGCCAUCAAGUCCUGUCUGAUGUGUCUGGCCUCCUUUUGUGAAACUCAUCUGAAACCUCACUAUGAAGUUCCUGGACUAAAAAAACACAAGUUAGUUGAAGCCUCUGGAAAUCUACAAGAGAAGAUCUGCUCUGAACAUGAUGAAGUGUUGAAGAUCUACUGUCGUACUGACCAAAGCUUCAUCUGUUAUCUGUGUAUGACGGAUGAACAUAAAAGCCAUGACACCAUCUCAGUUAAUGCUUACAGAACUGAGAAAGAGAGUGAGUUAAAGGAGCAGCAGAUGAAAUUCCAGCAGAGAAUCCAGGAGAAGCAGAAGAAGGUGCAGGAGCUGAAACAGACUGUGAACACUAUAAAGCUCAGUGCACAGACAGCAGUAGAUGACAGUGAGAUGAUCUUUACUGAGAUGAUCAGCUCCAUGGAGAAAAAGCGCUCGGAGGUGACGGAGCUGAUCAGAGCUCAGGAGAAGGCUGAACUGAGUCGAGCUGAACGACUCCUGGAGCAACUGGAGCAGGAGAUUGCUGAUCUUCAGAGGAGAGACACUGAGAUGGAGCAGCUUUCACACACACAUGAUCACAUCCACUUCCUCCAGAGUUUCCAGUCUCUCCGUGUCUCUUCUGGACGUGACGACUCAUCCAGCAUCACUGUCAAUCAACAUCUCUCAUUUGAUGGAGUGAGGAAAUCUCUCUCUGAUCUGAAAAAGAGACUGGAGGAAAUCUUCCAGGAGGAAUUCAUCAAAAUCCCUGAACAUGCUGCAGCAGUUCAGAUGAUUUUACCCUCAGAACCAAAGAGCAGAGAAGAUUUUCUGCAGUAUUUCUGUGAUCUGACUCUGGAUCCCAACACAGUAAAUUAUAACCUCAUUCUGUCUGAGAAGAACAGAGCGGUGAAGAGCAGUGAGAGAAAUCAGCAGUACUCUGAUCAUCCAGAAAGAUUUGACUCCUACAGUCAGGUGUUGAGUAAGGAGAGUGUGUGUGGACGCUGUUACUGGGAGGUGGAGUGGAGCAGUGAGGGAUUUGUGAACAUAUCAGUCUCAUAUAAAGACAUCAGCAGGAAAGGACGGGGUUACAAGUGUUGGUUUGGACGCAACAAUCAGUCCUGGAGUCUGUAUUGUUCUUCUUCUUCUCUCACUUUCUAUCACAACAACAUAAAGACUGAUCUCAGAGUUCCAUCAUCCUCCAGAAUAGGAGUUUAUGUGGAUCACAGUGCAGGAACUCUGUCCUUCUACAGCGUCUCUGACACCAUGAAGCUCCUCCACAGAGUCCACACCACAUUCACUCAGCCUCUGUACGCUGGGUUCUGGCUGCACUAUUAUGGAUCAUCUGUGAGAUUAUGUGAUCCAGAAUAAAACAUUAGCAAUGUGAUUUUUAAAUUAAAAUAAAUAGCAAAACUACUUUAUUAUAAUAAGCUUAAUUCAAAUAAAAAUAUAACAUGAACUCAGUUUAGAUUUCCUAAUUUUCAUUAAUAAUUUUAGAUCUUUUGACUUUUAGGAGAUUUUAAUGUUAUAAAUGUGACCUUCAUAAAAUAAAUAAAAGAACAUUAUUAUUUUAAAGAUAUAAAUUCUAGUAAACAGCUGCUCUAAGUGAUGGCAUGUCACUGUUUUCAUAUUUUCAUACUUUUCUCUUUUGAUUAUUAUUAGAUUAACAAUUAUUUGAAUCAUUCUGAAAAACUCAAUGUAAUCUGUGAGGAUGAAAUGAAAAUUCCAUCCUUUCAUCCAAAAGUGUUUUGAAUAGAAAUGAAUAGAAAUGUUGUAGUCUGUAUCUCCUCAUAAGUACAAGUUAUAGCAAUAUAUCAAGUGUAUAUACACUACUCACAAAAAGUUAAGGAUAUUGGGCUUUCAGGUGAAAUUUCAGGAUGCACCUAAAAUGCACUAUAACCUUUACAGGUGAACUUAAUUUGACCUUCUCUGCACUUCUGAAUGCACAUGUCCAACUGUUCAGUGUUUCAGUAGUUUGAUCAACAGUACCUCACCAUUGUGAGGCUUCAAACAGGAUGUUCUCAGAGGGAAGUGGCCACUAAGCUUUGAGUGUCACAGAGUGUCAUCAGCAGGUUGUGACAGAGAUACAGAGGGGCUGCAAGAGUCACAGAAAGGUAUAGAAGUGGACGUCCUUUGGCCACAUCCCAUGUUGAUGACCGCUUCAUUGUGAACAGUGCCCUGUGGAACCGGAUGAUGAAUGCCACUCAACUCCAGGCACAUGUAAAGGAGAUGAGAGGCACCCAAGUGUCACUUCAGACCAUUCGAAACCGUUUAUAUCAGCGUGGUCUGGUGCUAGACGACCUGCAAGGGUACCUGACCACAUCACCAAGUACAGGUGUCGGUCCAGGGAGCAUUUAUGCUGGAAGAGGGACCAGUGGGCCUCAGUGCUGUUCUCUGAUGAAAGUCAAUUCACAUUAAGCAGAAAUGAUGGCCGCCAACAAUGUUGGAGACGUCAAGGAGAGCGAUAUGCAUCAGCCACUGUUGUGGUGGUGUUACAGUCUGGGUAGGUGUGUCUACUCAAUACAGAACUGCCCUACAUCUUGUGAAUGGUACAGUGACAAGUCAAUACUACCUGAAUAACAUCAUUAAUCCAGUCAUUGUGCCUGUGCAUGAACAACACAAGCCUAAUUUCAUCUCCAUGGACAACAAUGUUCCAGCUCAUCGAGGUUGCAUCAUUAGGGAACGGCUGCUGGAGACUGGGGUACCUCAAAUGGAGUGGCCUGCACUUUCUCCAGACCUGAAUCCCAUAGAAAACCUAUGGGAUCAGCUGAGUCGCUGUGUAGAGGCUUGUAACCCUGCUUGUCAAGCUGUAACUGAUGGUCAAGGGCACAUGACAAAUUAUUGAGACAUUGACAUUUUUUGUUACGAUGUACCCAACACUGUUGUUGGCUUUUGUUUCAAUAAAUUGUUCGAG